This is a messenger RNA of Dioscorea cayenensis subsp. rotundata (Guinea yam), 830 nucleotides long. RefSeq lists its product as uncharacterized. NCBI's taxonomy places the organism in Eukaryota, Viridiplantae, Streptophyta, Magnoliopsida, Dioscoreales, Dioscoreaceae. Bases 163 to 720 code for a protein of 185 amino acids. The record is from RefSeq and is a predicted model, not a curated record. The transcript has 2 exons.
UUGGUCUUAAUAUCAAUUUUCACUUGGUUAAGAUACUUUGUAUGUAUUGGCAUUCAUCUACUAACAACUUUUAACUAUCAGCAGAAAACAAUUUUGGUUUGUCUGAUGUUAGCAUUGAUUGAUCUUUUGCUAUUAAUGCUAUCUUGAGACAGGCUAGCGCUUAUGGCAUUUCACCUGGCAUUAUUAGAUCAUCCUCAAGAUGCUCUUGUAGUUUGGACUUUCUCUUCUAUCUUAUACCAUGGAUUGUGGAGUAAAGGUUUGCAGUUUGCUAGAGAAAAUGUCAUAUAUGCGAAGUUUGUCCCUGAAAUAUCAACAUCAUCAGCAACGAUAUCCGAUGAAUCACUUUUGGAGGAAGUCUCACAUUUGGCUUCAUUGGUCAAAUCUUCAUCAAUUGCUCUAACCACUAAUGAUGCUCUUCAGCAAUCUAUGGCCAGAUACCCGAAUCAGGCAUCAUGUUCAGGUUUGGUACUUGUUUCUGAAAAGAUGGGAAAGAAUGUUGCAAAACUCUUUGAUAAUUUGGAGAAAGACAUAAAAUCUUGUGACAAAGAGAGGCAGAAAUACAACAUUGACUAUGAGCUGCUCAAGAAAGGGAAUCACGUUGAAACCAGGUUUGUUCUUGGGAAAAUCAUUAUGGACACAAUGAGGACUAAGAUCACUUGUGAACCUGGUGACAUAAUUACAGAAACAAAGGGUCCUGUGCUGUCUAAAUUGUUCUUGUAGUCGUAUUUUUUUUUGUUUUAUAAUGUUUUUUGAUAUAAUAUAACUAACUGUUGUAGUAUUCACGUUAUUUAGUAUACUGAAAAUAAUUGAUUAAUUACUUUUAUUCCAAU